Molecule: messenger RNA, 936 nt
Organism: Brenthis ino (lesser marbled fritillary)
Lineage: Eukaryota; Metazoa; Arthropoda; Insecta; Lepidoptera; Nymphalidae
Source: the annotation of a GenBank genome assembly
AUGGCGCUUCAUCGAAACUUUUUCGUGCUUUUGUCUUUAGCUGUGUGCGUUACGGCUAUACUCGGCCCAUCCGCUAAUAAUUCUAAAGUUGUAAUAGUAACGAAAACUGAUACAUAUCUCGAUGCCUACACAAAAUCUCGUGUAGAUGCCGAAAAAGCGAAGGAAGGUGUGGUGAUAAUCACAGCGAAAGACGGAGAGAAGAAGAUAUCAAAUCGCGACGAUAGUUAUAACUCUGGAUAUGAUUAUUCACCUCCAUACUCCAGCAGCGAUAGCUUCAGCUCAUCUGGAUCUUCUAGCUACCCUAGUUCUGGUUCGUCGAACACUUAUUUGCCGCCUUCGAGUUACGGACCACCCGUGAAAUUUGAAUCGGAUGUCACGUAUAAUGCACCGCCAAAUAGUUAUGGGCCACCUGCGCCGAAUUAUGGACCUCCUACGCAUAGUUAUGGUCCUCCUUCCCACUCGUACGGACCUCCGGCUCCAGUUUAUGGGCCUCCUGUUCACAAACCGUUACCUCCACCGAUUUAUGGUCCGCCUUUGAAACCCUCGUACGGAGUGCCUUACACAGCUCCAGGACUUGGAUUUUUUGAUAAGUUAUCCCUGAAACUAGAUAUUUUAACAAUUGCAAAGUUAAUGCUGAAGUUCCUUAUAUUUAAGAAAAUCGUGACUAUGAUCGCUGUGGUAUGCAUGUUACUAGUUAUACCAAAAUUGAUCACUUUUAAGAAAGAUAAAGAUGGUGCGGGUACAGAUGAAGAUGAACGAAAAUUUGGAAAUAAUAAUAUAGUGGAGCUAACAUCCGCACAGCAGUUGUUAGAGCGGGCUAUGUACGUGUACGGGCGACAGCGGCCCGACUGCGGCCUCACGUGUCGCGUACGUAGAGUCAUAGACGACAUAUAUGACUUUCAACCUUAUUUCAGGUCCGGAGAGAACACGGAGUCC